AAAUUUGCAGAUUUGUGGGGAUGGAAAGAAACGGUGUAAAAAUGCUAAACCUAGAGAAUUAGAGAAAGAUGGAGAGAGAGAGGAUGGAAUACUAGCACCACUGGGUCUCUGAAACUCUGAAGCACCAGCAGAUCAACCAAACCAAAACGGCUCAAACCUGAAGUGAAGAGAGAAGAGAGGAGCAAACCCUAGCUAGCUAUCUCACAAAACUUCGAGUACUAGAGAGUCCAAGAAAUAAUGUAUGGCCACUGCCAAGUAAUGUCAAGCAUGGCCAUGGGAGGUGGCAACGUGGUCAGCCCGGAAACCCUCUUCUCGUCGCCGAUCCAGAACCCUAACUUCAACUUCAUGCCUACCCAUCAUCAGCUGCCUUUCCAGCCUUUCUCUUCCAUCCUCAGUCCUCCUAAGGAAGAAAAUGGGGUUCUAAAGAUGAUGAAAGGAAAGGAAGAUCAGAUGAUGGAAAGCGGGUCCGGGAGCGAGCAAAUUGAGGAGAAAUCUGGCAACGAACAAGAAGCCGACAACCAACUGCAACCUCCCAAGAAGAAACGCUACCAUCGCCACACUGCUCAUCAGAUCCAAGAAAUGGAAAAUAUGUUUAAGGAGUGUCCGCACCCAGACGACAAGCAGAGGAUGAAACUGAGUCAAGAACUGGGGCUGAAGCCGCGUCAGGUCAAGUUCUGGUUCCAAAACCGGCGAACCCAGAUGAAGGCACAACAAGAUCGGUCUGAUAAUGCCAUGCUUAGAGCCGAAAAUGAGAACCUAAAGAAUGAGAAUUACCGGCUACAAGCAGCGCUGAGCAAUAUUAUGUGCCCCAAUUGUAAAGGUCCUGCUAUGAUUGCAGACAUUGGCUUAGAUGAACAACAUCUUCGCCUUGAGAAUGCUCGACUCAGAGAAGAGUUGGAACGAGUUUUCUGCCUGAAUUCUCAAUACACUAGUGGGCAGCAAAUCCAAACAAUGGCACCUGGAGCUCCACUAAUGCCGGCGUUCAACUUGGAUUUGGAUAUGAAUAUCUAUCCAAGGCAUUUCCAAGAGUACCCGAUGACUUCUUCCGCGGAAAUGAUUCCCAUGCCUCUGUUGCCACCACAUGUACCUUCUCACUACCCUGCUUCUGCUGGGAGUUGGGGUGGUGUCUUAUCAGAUGACGAAAAAUCACUUGCAGUAGAGCUUGCGGUAUCCUCAGUUGCCGAGCUUAUUAAGAUGUGCCGGGCUGGUGAGCCUCUUUGGAGCCGGAACAAUGAGAACGGGAAGGAAGUGUUAAAUGUUGAAGAACAUGCCCGCAUAUUCCCGCCAUGGCCUUUGAACCUCAAGCAGCAGCCAAGUGAUCAGUGCAGGACGGAAGCUACUCGCGAUAGUGUUGUGGUUAUCAUGAAUAGCAUUAAUCUUGUAGAUGCCUUCCUUGAUGCUAAUAAGUGGAUGGAAUUAUUUCCUUCUAUAGUUUCAAGAGCUAAAACUGUUCAAGUUAUUUCAGCAGAUCCUUCAGGUCAAGCAAACGGUUCCCUUCAGCUGAUGUAUGCGGAAUUGCAAGUUGUUUCUCCUCUGGUGCCAACCCGAGAAACUCAUUUUCUACGUUAUUGUCAACAAAAUGAAGAGGAGGGAAGCUGGGCAAUUGUUGAUUUUCCCAUAGAUAGCUUCCAUGACAACCUUCAAUCAUCUUUUCCCAGGUACAAGAGAUGGCCAUCCGGCUGUCUUAUCCAAGAUAUGCCCAACGGAUACUCAAGGGUUACAUGGAUAGAACAUGCAGAGAUAGAGGAGAAGCCUGUACACCAAAUAUUCAGUCACUAUGUCUACAGUGGGAUGGCAUUUGGGGCGCAACGAUGGCUUGCAGUCUUACAAAGGCAAUGCGAAAGGGUUGCAAGUCUCAUGGCCAGAAAUAUAUCAGACCUCGGAGUGAUACCUUCACCCGAAGCACGCAAGAACAUGAUGAACUUGGCUCAGAGAAUGAUAAGAACAUUUUGUGUAAGCAUGAGCACCUCCAAUGGGCAGUCGUGGACGGCUAUAUCUGAUUCCCCAGAUGACACCGUUAGAAUAACCACAAGGAAAGUCACAGAACCUGGUCAACCCAUUGGGGUCAUUCUCACUGCUGUUUCCACCACUUGGCUCCCUUAUUCGCACUACCGUGUCUUUGAACUCCUACGGGAUGAACGCCGCAGAGUUCAGCCUCCUGCAUUAUGCCAGCAGCUUGAUGUUCUUACCAAUGGGAAUUCCCUACAUGAAGUGGCUCACAUUGCCAAUGGCUCUCAUCCUGGAAACUGCAUUUCUCUUCUUCGUAUAAAUGUAUCGAGCAACUCAUCGCAGAACAUAGAGAUAAUGCUACAAGAGAGCUGCACUGAUGAGUCAGGCAGCCUGGUGGUGUAUGCAACCAUGGAUGUUGAUGGCAUCCAGUUGGCAAUGAGCGGAGAAGACCCAUCCUGCAUUCCCCUCCUUCCUCUAGGCUUUGUCAUUGUCCCAGUGCAGCCUAUCGAAUCUAGUGCUGCCACUGCAGUUGAUCAUGGAACCUCAUCGCCAGAUCAGAAUCAGGAAAACCGCAUCAUGAACUCGGGUUGUUUGCUGACUGUGGGGUUCCAAGUUCUUGCCAGCACAAGCCCAUCUGCGAAACUCAACCUCGCCAGUGUCACCGCGAUGAACAACCAUCUCUGCAACUCGGUGCAGCAGAUCAUUUCCGCCCUCGGUAGCAGCAACAUUUGCACCACCGUUACUACUGAUAAUGUCAGUGUUGGCGUUACUUCUGGCGGAUCUGACCAUCCCACUACCCCGCAGUAACAGCCAUUUACAUAUAGCUGCACCUAAAUCUCUCUUCCUUCUUCCCCAACCAGAGACAAAUCAUCUAGCAGUUUGGUCGUGUUUUGUAAUCAUGCAUGCAUACUAAAUUUAGGGUUUGCAAUCGGAAUUUGUUAUUCACACUAAAAAAAAGUCAUCCCGCAUUCCUUUUAUACCUUAAUUAGUGAUUCACUGAAUUUGAAUUACAAGAAGGAAUGCAGCAUGACUUUUUUAGAGCAUGAAUAACAACUUCCUCCUAGUUUAUAUUUGUUAGUCCAAGGGCAUUAGAGGUGUGUGGUAGUGGUCUUUUGGUAAAUAAGAGGGAGAUGCAUGGUGUAAGAAGUAGUGGAGUGGUGGGUGGUAGUUGUUAGGUUGUGGAUGUGGUGAUUGAGAGCGGGGAGUCAAGAGCGCACCAUGUACAAGUACCCUUGGUUUCUGGUGAGGUUCAAAAAGUAGGCAAAUUAAAGAGAAUGGGGCCUCACCAGUCAGCAAGGGUGGUGGUUCGGGUAUUGACUUCUCCCUGUGUGUCGCCUUUUCAGUCUUCUUUAUUUUGCGUCUUCUAUUUCUGGACUGACUUGUCUGUUGGCUUUUGUGUUUAUGAUAAGAAUUUAAUGCUUCUGAAUU
Pyrus x bretschneideri (Chinese white pear) is the source of this 3378-nucleotide messenger RNA. RefSeq names its product homeobox-leucine zipper protein ROC3. The coding region runs from base 238 to 2757 and encodes 839 amino acids. NCBI's taxonomy places the organism in Eukaryota, Viridiplantae, Streptophyta, Magnoliopsida, Rosales, Rosaceae. The transcript has 12 exons. Gene Ontology annotation, molecular function: DNA-binding transcription factor activity, RNA polymerase II-specific; lipid binding; DNA binding. Gene Ontology annotation, biological process: regulation of DNA-templated transcription. The record is from RefSeq and is a predicted model, not a curated record.